GUACCUGGGACACACAUGAAAAUCCAUUUAAGAGCGGAAAAGCUCCCAGCUGCAGUCUUGUGUCUGUAGGCAGGAGGUAAGAGACAUUCCACCUCCAUAGGCCAGUUUUCCACUUGGAAAGUUUGGGUGUCCGCCCACUCUUCCUUCUGCUGGUGUAGCAGCUCAUGGACGGUUGUUGCCUUUAAGCAGCCCUGUAAAGACUGAGAGGGGACAAGAUGGCAUCCCAGCAGUUCUACAUGAGGUUAAUGGGUCUGGCUGUGUUGCUGACACUGCUGGCUCUUAGGGAAGUGUCCAGUGACAGCAGCUUGCACCGGAUCUUGAGGAAAAGAGAAGUGGCAGGAGCAGGUACUGCUCCCUCAAAGUCCUCUGUAGCCGUCCCCUCUACCAAGGCUCUGGAGUUCCUGUCCAAACUGAGCAGAACCAAGAGGAACGUCUGGGAUCGCAGCAGACCGGACGUACAGCAGUGGAUUAUGCAGUUUAUGUACAUGGGAUUUGAUGAGCAGAGGCUGGAGGCCGACCUGUCGUACUGGAUGGACCACGCUCGCUCCACUGACCAAGGCCGCCAGCACCACUAUGAUGAAAACUCCCCCAUCGGCCCGCGUGACCCUAGUUCUUACAGACAUGGUGCUAAUGUCAACUAUGACUACUAUUGACUCAAGCCUGUGACGACUCCACGCAGCUAACAAAAUUCAAGUACUCCACAGCUGCGUCUUUGUUUCUUUGUCACAUCCACCAGUAUAAUCCAUUCUCAAAACUUUCUCAUCGUCAAUAUAUUUUAUUUCCUUUUCACUGCUCUCCAAAUUUAGAUUUGAGGCAGCUGAUUUGUAUGAAAUACUGUUCAAAUCUGAUGUUGUGACGUCAGUUUUCUUAUCUCUAGAUUCUUGUAAAUAAAGAUGUGGCUUUGUACUGCUCGA
Molecule: messenger RNA, 914 nt
Organism: Acanthopagrus latus (yellowfin seabream)
Lineage: Eukaryota; Metazoa; Chordata; Actinopteri; Spariformes; Sparidae
Gene: ecrg4a
Product: ECRG4 augurin precursor a
Exons: 4
Coding region: 216-653 (145 amino acids)
Biological process (GO): anaphase-promoting complex-dependent catabolic process; cellular senescence; central nervous system development
Source: RefSeq, a predicted model, not a curated record